AUGGGAGGCCAAGUCUCAAAGCUCAUGGGGAAGAUCUUCGGAUCAAAGGAGAUGCGGCUGCUCAUGCUCGGGCUAGACGCUGCUGGGAAGACCAGCACCCAAGGACUUAUUUUUGUCAUUGACUCAAACGACCGCGCCCGUAUCGACGAAGCUAGACAGGAACUCCACAGAAUCAUCCUCGACCGCGAAAUGAAAGAGGCUCUCCUAUUAGUGUUUGCCAAUAAACAGGAUAUCCCCGGAGCCAUGAGCCCACAAGAAGUCACCGAGAAACUGCAGCUCUCCCAGCUCAAGGACAGGAUAUGGACCACCUAA
Molecule: messenger RNA, 312 nt
Organism: Arthroderma uncinatum
Lineage: Eukaryota; Fungi; Ascomycota; Eurotiomycetes; Onygenales; Arthrodermataceae
Product: ADP-ribosylation factor 6
Exons: 4
Coding region: 1-312 (103 amino acids)
Biological process (GO): intracellular protein transport; vesicle-mediated transport
Cellular component (GO): cytoplasm
Molecular function (GO): GTPase activity; GTP binding
Source: RefSeq, a predicted model, not a curated record